AUGCCAAAUGUUUCUGAUAACUAUAUUUCAGCAUUGAACAACCAAAUGAUAAUGAAAGAACUUUCGUAUGAUCGGGCUACCUUAAAAAAGGAACUUGCAUCUUACUUAAAAUCUUUAACUGAUGAACAGCUAAAAGUGUAUGAAACCGUCAUGAAUGCAGUUGCUAAAGGAAGUGGAGGUGUUUUCUUUGUAUAUGGUUACGGUGGAACUGGUAAAACAUUUCUCUGGAAAACAUUUGCAGCUGCCUUACGUUCCAAAGGUGAAGUUGUCUUAAAUGUUGCAUCCAGUGGUAUUGCAUCACUUCUAUUAGAUGGCGAUAGAACGGCUCAUUCCAGGUUUGUAAUUCCGAUAAACGUUAACGAGGAUUCCAUAUGUUCUAUAGAACCGAACAGUGAGCUAGGAGGAUUAAUAAAAGAAACUAAGAUGAUAAUCUGGGAUGAAGCACCAAUGACACAUAAGCAUUGUUUUGAAGCUCUGGAUAGAACAAUGAGAGAUAUAGCACGUUCCAAAAAUCCAUCCUUGCAAAGCAAGCCUUUUGGUGGAAAGAUAGUUCUUUUUGGCGGUGAUUUUAGACAAAUCCUUCCAGUCAUUCCAAAAGGUACCAGAAGCAUGAUUGUAAAUUCUUCAUUCAAUUCUUCUUAUAUAUGGCAGGAUUGUCAAUUACUCAAGCUAACUGAAAACAUGAGGUUAAAAGUUGGUAAAAAACCAAGUAAUCUUCAUGAGAUCAAGGAAUUUGCUAAAUGGAUUUUACAGCUUGGUGAUGGUCUACUUGGUGGUCCAAAUGAUGGAGAGGUGAAAAUUGAAAUUCCAGAUGAUCUACUUAUACUCGAUCAAGUCAAUCCUAUAUCUUCAUUGAUCUCAUUCACAUAUCCGGAUAUGCAAAACUUUUUGUUGGAUUCAAAUUACUUCCAACAAAGAGCCAUUCUUGCUCCCACAAAUGAAGUUGUUGAUUUAAUAAAUACAAAAUUGUUAAAUAGUAUGGCUGGUGAAGAGAAGAUAUAUCUCAGUUCGGAUAGUUUAAGUGAGUGUGAGCAACAAACCGACCUUAACAUGGCAUUGUUUCCUCCGGAUGUGCUAAACAAAUUGCAUUUGUCAGGAUUACCUAACCAUAAAUUGGUUCUCAAAGUUGGAGCUCCGGUAAUGUUACUUAGAAACAUUGAUCAAACAAAUGGUUUGUGUAAUGGUACACGGAUUCAAGUAACAAAACUUGGAAAACGUGUAAUCGAAGCAAAGAUUAUUACUGAAAAUAAUACAGGUCAUCAUACUUUAAUUUCAAGAUUGAAAAUGACACCGUCCGAUAAAAGAUUACCGGUGAAAAUUGCACGAAGACAGUUCCCACUAUCUCUAUGCUUUGCAAUGACCAUCAACAAAAGCCAGGGACAAUCACUUGAACGUGUUGGCCUAUAUCUUCCACGUCCGGUUUUUAGUCACGGACAACUAUAUGUUGUUGUUUCUCGAGUAAAGAGUAGGAAUGGUUUGAAAAUCUUGAUAUGUGACAGCGAAAAACAAGUGUGUAAAACCACAACUAACGUGGUCUACAAGGAAGUUCUUCAAAACCUAUAG
Messenger RNA from Helianthus annuus (common sunflower), 1563 nucleotides. Its product is annotated as ATP-dependent DNA helicase PIF1-like. The transcript has a single exon. The coding region runs from base 1 to 1563 and encodes 520 amino acids. The record is from RefSeq and is a predicted model, not a curated record. Gene Ontology annotation, molecular function: DNA helicase activity. Lineage: Eukaryota; Viridiplantae; Streptophyta; Magnoliopsida; Asterales; Asteraceae. Gene Ontology annotation, biological process: DNA repair; telomere maintenance.